AUCCAUUCUGCCUUGAACGAUCUGAUCACCACGGAAGCCGUGGAAAUUGAAAAUCCAAACCGAAUAAACAACAAAUUAAAACACUAGGUCAAUGUUACGCAAAGUAGGGGAAAUCCGUGCUUCCAAGCAUUAAUGAUUAGAAACCGAUUUGUGGAUUUGUUUGCAAACGGCGAGAUGAAAUCGAAAGCAUCGAAGCAUUGCCGGAAAAUGCGUGAUGAAUUGAUGAAAAGAAGAGAGAAAGAGGGAGUGAUCAAAAUCUGUCCACUGAUCACUGACUAAAAACGAAGAAAAGCUACCGAAUGAACCGUAACACGAUGCGGCCUCUAGACGGCUUUGGCUCCGUUGCUUGCAAGUAUUAGAGAGAGAGAAAGGCUUUGAAGAGGUGUUUGCGUGUGUUGAUUUGCAAAUGAGGAUAGAAAUGAAAUGAAAUGCAGCUUUAUGCGUGAAUUAUGACGCAUGAUCACCGACAAAGGCUCACUUCCGCCUGGACGAACACGUACGCGGCUAGGAGAACAAAAUGAGAGUGGUGGGAAACCGAAUGGCUGAUGAUAGAACGCAUGCGGCGGUACGUCAUAAACACCUGCAUAAAUGUCGACUAGCUUCCCCCGUUUGCUUGGCUGUGGGAGGUGGCCUGAGGUGGCCACCGGUUACAACACCUGCGCGAACCGAGCGUCCAUGUCGAUCAAUUUCGCAGUCCAAGAUCAGUCCAGCAGGCGCUGCUGAACGUUGAAGUGUGUCGCAUCGCCCCGUGGUGGUUGAAGCCUGAGAGUGAAAUUAUUGAUUUUAAAGAGCUAUUGAUUACUAAAUGAUUAUAAAAUUAAGUGUUUUUGAAACAAAUUAUGAAGUUUCCAUUCCUUCGAAAUUCACCCUCCCCAAUGAUCAGCUUGGUUCGGCUUUCGGUGCUCUGUGUCGGUUGGCAUCUAGCAACCGUAGAUGCGUUCGAUGUGUUGCUAGGAUAUAACAAAAGUGAAUAUUGGAAAAUUCCGCAACUACAACUGUACGACAGUAUUGAGCAGUGUCUGCACAACAAGCCCGAGGGUGUGUUCUGUGUCGCGAAGGUGGUGAUCAAACCGGACAGCCGGUCGGAAAUAUGGCGGCUUAUUAAAAAAUACUCCAAGUAUACGUUCCAGUACAAUCACGAUGUGCUUACGCGUGGCGUGUGUCUUGACCGGUGUAAGAGCGUGGUGGAGCAAUUGGGUCCCGAAGCAGAGAGGUUAUAUGUGCCAAAGUUUAACGUUUCCAAGCGGUAUGCCAUUUCGGAUUGGUUACUGCCAAAUGUUACCCAAUACCGCCGUGCCUACGGAUACCUUAUGAAUGUGUGCCAAAACUAUGACCUUCGCACACGCUACAACCUGUCCGGGUAUGCGGAAAUCGAAGAAUGUACUACCAAUGAGAAUUUGGACCGACCAAUGGACACUCUGGAUAUUUGCUACAUGAUACUGCUUGCUUUGCUGCUCCUGCUUGCGAUCAGCUCCCAGUGCUACGACAGUUGGCUUGCGCGUAGAUCCAGCGACGACGAAAACUACUACCGAAAAUCGCACAAAAGUCGUGUGGCAACCCUGGCGACUGCCUUUUCGCUGCGCCGUAACUGGGCCCGGCUAACGUACAAAGCGUCCCGCUGCCAGUACCAGCAGGAUUUGGACUUUCUCGAUCUGGUUCGUGUGCUGACGAUGAGCUUCAUACUGCUGCUGCACGUGUUUAUCGGGAUGGCCAUGUUUACCGCCCAGAAUCCACUAGCGAUGGAGCAGUUUUCGGCCCAUCCGUUGUCGCAGAUGCUCUUCUCCAUAGCCCCGUUCCAGGUGGACAUGUUCUUCUGUGUUAGUGGCCUGCUGCUAACAGUGCAGUUUCUAGACCACACCGAAAACAAGCGCUUUCGCAUUAGCAUUCUAUGGCAAGGGCUGAUCAAUCGCUAUCUGAGAUCGCUUCCCGUGUACGCCGUACUGAUGCUCUUUACCGUAUCUCGCUACGACACCUACCAGACGACACCGUCGGCGUACAAAAUUAUGCCCAAAGUACGACUGAUCUGUCGCCGCAAGUGGUGGAUCAACUUCCUGUACAUCAACAACUACUAUCAGCCGGAAGAACAGUGUCUCAUACACACCUGGUAUCUGGCCGCGGACUUUCAGCUGUUUGUGAUCGGUUUGGCGGUGCUGACGUUACUGUGGCGCUUUCCCAAAGCCACCUUCUGGACGGCGGUAACGCUGGGUGUGGUAGGAGUCGUAGUGCCCAUGAUCAACACGUACCUGCACGCCAUGGAUGCAAUGAUGCCACUAACAAUGAAAGGCAACGAGUAUCAGCUCUGGUACGAUGAAUACUUUGUGAAGACUUAUCAGGCAACGGAGACGCACUGCUGCAGCUACUUUUGCGGCAUGAUCGCAGGGUUGCUGUAUAACAAGAUCACACGCAAGGAGUUUACACUUCCACUCGGUACGCUAAAGAAUGUAUUCACAUUGGCGUACAUUUCCAUCAUUGGAUUCGCCCUGCAGGCGCCACUGUACAACAUGAUCCAGUUCAGCAAACCUUCGCUCUGGAUGGCAAUCCUGUCGGGCGUGCAUAAGCUCUCGAUUGGUUCGUUCUACUCGAUGGCCUUCCUGUUGCUUACCUUUCACGAUCGUACGUCAGCCGUGCGACGGUGGUUCAGUGGAAAUGCGCUGAGCCGUGCGAUGGCACGGCUCGGUUUUGGGUUCUACCUGGUGCAGAUGUCUGUCCUGAAGGUGGUGUUCGGGAACUAUCCAGAGGAUACACGCAUCAAUGUGCAACUUAUUGUUUCAACGUUUUGCUCAACAUUCAUCCUGUCGUACAGUAUCGCACUAAUUGCUUUCAUUUUUAUAGAAAAGCCGUUCGAUGUUCUAUUCAAACUGCUGCUAAGCUCUGGUAAACCACGGCGGUCCGAGCUUGAAUCAGCGUCGGUUAGCAAGCAGUCAGCAAUUGGUAGCAUUUCGGUGAUAUCUUCGGCGAAAGAGAACGGACAUGCUAAAGGGAAUGGCAUACAGAAGGAAGUGAAGUAGAAGCUACGUUCCCUUGAGAGGAUUUUUUAUUUAGCAUUUAAAGUUAGUUUACCCUUUAAACGUAUCAUUCAUUCGAGUGCCACCAUGUCACCUAAAGUAGUUUGAAAGCAUUUUUAGACGUACGCAAUUGAUCGGGCUAGAAAAUUGAACAAAAUCACCAUGAUAACGUCCAAAAUUGAACGUAAAAAUGAGAGUAUAGGUACAUUUUAGCGAUCCUUAUCAUAAGUAGCUCAUAGAGGUCAUAUUAACUUGAUAGUAACACCUAAGACGAUUAAACUGAGCCCUCCUUUUCACUCCUUUUUUAAAGCA
Messenger RNA from Anopheles arabiensis, 3317 nucleotides. Its product is annotated as nose resistant to fluoxetine protein 6-like. Gene Ontology annotation, molecular function: acyltransferase activity, transferring groups other than amino-acyl groups. The transcript is spliced from 11 exons. The coding region runs from base 840 to 3008 and encodes 722 amino acids. The record is from RefSeq and is a predicted model, not a curated record. NCBI's taxonomy places the organism in Eukaryota, Metazoa, Arthropoda, Insecta, Diptera, Culicidae.